AGAGGGCGAUCUUUGUAACCCGGAAAGCAAAAGUCAAGAGUCGAGUCGAGUGGUACCGAGUCGAGUAGCUCGAAGGGGAGGAGUUCGACAGUUUUGUAGAUUUUUUCCAAUUAAUGAAGUAGAAAAUGGGAGAUAUAGAUGCAGUUUAUGGUGGAAUUGAAGGGGGAGCCACACAUUCCAAGAUGGUUCUGAUGAAAGGUGAUGGAUCCAUUCUGGCUUGGUCAGCAGGGCCCAGCACAAAUCACUGGUUGAUAGGAGUUGACCAGUGUUUAAUCAACAUCAAUGACAUGGCUGUCAAAGCAAAGACGGAAGCUGGACUGGAUGUCAACAAGCCUCUCAAGUCACUGGGUCUGUCACUCAGCGGUGGGGAGCAAGAAGGGGGCAAGCGAAGGGUUAUCGAAGGAAUGAAAAACACCUUCCCCAAUGUCAGUGAUGCAUACCAUAUGUGUACAGACACAUUUGGGGCCAUAGCCACAGCAUGUGAAGCUGGAGGUAUCGUGCUCAUUAGUGGGACGGGUUCUAACUGUCAGCUAAUCAACUCGGAUGGUAAGAACCACGGCUGUGGAGGCUGGGGCCAUCAGAUCGGAGAUGAAGGAAGUGCGUACUGGAUCUCAGCCAAAGCUGUCAAGAUCGUCUUGGAUCAGGAAGACAACUUAGUGGAUCCUCCUCACGAUGUUAGCUAUGUCAAGAAAGCCAUGCACACGUUCUUUGGGGUAUCAGAAAGUUUUGGUCUCCUCGAUCACUUCUACACCAACUUCAACAAGCCCAAGUUUGCCAAAUUCUGCAUAGUCCUAGCCCAAGGUGCUGCUGAAGCAAAGGACCCCCUGUGCAUGUGGUUAUUCCGAGAAGCAGGCCGGGUCCUUGGCCGCCAUAUUCUUGCCGUCGCACCCAAGAUUGAUAAGACGCUUCUUGAUGGGCCCAGUGGUAUGGUUGUCGUCUGCGUUGGUUCUGUUUGGAAAAGCUGGGAGAUCCUUAAAGAAGGUUUCUUGGAGGGUUUGAAGCCACGUCAUGACAGAGACGUCGACAUCAAGCAUUUGACGUUAGUCAGCCUCCUGCAGUCUUCGGCCAUCGGAGCAGCGCGGCUCGGCGCCAAGUCUGUCCAGUUCACCUUGCCCAUUGACUUCAAGGCCAACGUCAACGAGUUCUUCAGCUAUCAACAGUAGAGUGUGGCAUACAGUAGGGGUUGCUAUACCUCAUACAUAUUCAUGAGCUGAUAUAUAACUGGUCAAUAGACCUGAGAUGUAAUGGCGUUGCUCUUGGUUUACGCGUGCGUUUUCUUAUGGGAGCUAGGUGGUGGCUCCCAUAAAAAAGUGCACAUACAAAAUGAGACGUCAUGUCUCGGGGCUAUAUUCACCAUUACGUGCUAACUAGCUGAGGUUAUUUUCUACGUACCAGCGUAGCGAAGGGAAAUCUGUGCGAUAGAUGUAUGUGCUUGGGUAUUAACACUGUCGUACAUGUAGCGACUUGAAGAUAUGGUGGCCUCUAUAUAGUGAAUAAACUGCAUAUUAUAUAACAGUGUAAUUACAUGGUUUAUUUCAGGUGGGCAGUCAAAAAUUAGGUCCCUAGAGUAUAUUAGUAAAAUCAUGUACUGCAAGUAGUAGAGAGAGUAACACAGACCAAUGUAUUCCUGAAGUGCUAGGAUUUAUUGUCAAAAUUGUUUUAAAUUGCUGUUUUACUCAAAAUGUGCACAAAGACAUAGUGUCUUCGUGCGAGCAUCAGGCGCAAUCGGCAAUGCAUUUUGAAUGCCCCUCCCAGUGGCCUCUCCCAACUCUCCUUUUUUGAACCAUUGAGGAGGUACUUGUGCCCAGAGUCCAUGGACUUGUACUCAUGCUUGAUGUGUGUGAUAUUUAACAAUUGUUGACUGCUGUGGUGUGGGAUAUGUUUUGAUGCCCCGAGUGUGUUCAAAACCUCAUAUCCCAUAUCACAGCAGUCAAGAAUUGUUUUGUGAUACCUCUGUCUUGGAUUCUUUGUUUUAAUGAGAAAAUUGCGAAAACAAACAUCAGUUAACACAAUCAUGACAAUCGAACGUCAAUACACAUGCAUGUCGCCUGCUCAAAACAGCUGAUUGUCUGCUAGUUCGCUGCUCCCACUCAUGUGUGAAAACAUGGUGAAAAUAGCGUGGGUACCAACGAUAUAAGCGUUCCACACCGCGCUGUACGUACAGUACGUACAAAGUCAUAGCACACUCCCUGAUCUGGGAUAUCACGUACGUGAUACCCCACAGGGAGUGUGCCAUGACUUUUUUGUUAACUUAACUCGUGAUCGUUCUAGGCCAAUGAACAGACAGUAUAACAAGGUAUAACAAAAGUGGGAAAAUGGGUUUGGAUUGAUCGGGUAUAUCUCACAACUCAGAAUGUACUGUUUCACCGAUAAACAUUCCCCUUUGCAAAAAGUAAAUUCCUGUUUAAAAAUGAAUUCAUUAGUUCUGGGUGUGGGUGGAACAAGUUGUGCAGUACGUUUGAAUAAGUCUUGCCCUAAUGUACAUGUAUAUUGUUGAAUAUGAAAUAUCGCCCACUCAUGGGUGUCGCGAGGCAGUUCAAUAAGAAUAUUUGUCAUGCCAUAUGUUAUCAGCAGUGAAUGUGUCUUAUAGAUGAGGCUGGUAUUUUUUCUGCUGGGGGGGUAUUGGUGUUGGGUUGGAAAACAUAUUUCUAACGGUAAAGGAGAAGUGAUUAGUCGUUCAAUUAUAACGAUACACUAGCAUCCUGUCCAUUGCUUUUAGAUCAUCCUAAUUCUGCAGGAAACAUUUCAGAGAAUAAUCUUAAACUACUAUAUUGGCCAGUUAUUGAAGAUACCAUUGGCCAGUUAUUGAAGAUGCCAUAGCAAAACUGUUAUCAUUUUGACAUAGUGUAUUUGCAGUAUUUACUGUUUUAGUUGAUCUGUAGCCAACUAAACAUUGAUACUAUUCUCAAGAACUGAUAGUUAUUGAGGAUGUAAAAAGUUUGUUUCCCAAAGAAAUACUUCUGCGGUAGAACGCUUUCCUUUUUUCUUUUUCUUUUUAAAACUAGACUCAAAAUUUGUAUUUGUUCUUUCAUAAUGUGCAUUACACAAAAGUAGGUACAAAGUUAUUCUCUUGCAGACUUAAAAGUA
Molecule: messenger RNA, 3087 nt
Organism: Patiria miniata (bat star)
Lineage: Eukaryota; Metazoa; Echinodermata; Asteroidea; Valvatida; Asterinidae
Gene: nagk
Product: N-acetyl-D-glucosamine kinase-like
Exons: 10
Coding region: 126-1163 (345 amino acids)
Molecular function (GO): N-acetylglucosamine kinase activity
Source: RefSeq, a predicted model, not a curated record